GUCUGACGCCGUGUGGCGCUACUACAGCGCACUGUUUACGGCACAGAAGACAAAGCAACCAACUCAAUUACAACACUGGAUCAACCAUACGCUUUAUUUAACCAUUUCACAACCGAAAGUCGCAUAAGUAAACCUCAGGAUAUAAAGAUUCUACAAAUGAAUACAAGUGAUUUAUGCUGUCUUAAGUGGAGCUCCUUCUAUCUGUGGCAUCAGUUCUCCAAUAUAACAUGUCUAACAUGUAAGUAAACACUUGGAUGGAGAAAGCCACACUCAUGACACUUGGAGACUUAAAAAAGCUGCUUUGAAUAGAGGACAUUUUCUUUCCCUGCAGAAUUUUUUUCUGCAAUAAUGGACAGUGAAGACAGCCUCUCACAAAAGACUGAGGUUGCAAGCCAUAGGCAUAAUGGCUCCAAAGAUAACAAAAGAAUUGAGGCCAAAGGAACCUGUUUAAAAAUCGAAGGGAAAGAUGGGUAUGUGUUCAAAUCAUACAGAAUUACUCCUCAAGAGAUACUGGAAUCAGAGUUUCAUACCUGUCCCUCUGAGACACUGGCAAAAGACUCUUCUUUGGUGUCUUUAUCAUUUGAGUCCACAGAGGAAGAUGGAUCUUCUGAGGUUGAAAGGCUUUCAACUGAGGAUUCGACAGCAGAAUCUUGUGAAAAGCAUGAUUCUCAAACAUCUCCAAAUAUUUCAAAUAAGAGCCAGAACACUGAAAUAAAUAACUCAGAAACUGAAACAAGUGUAUGCAUCAAAGCAGAACCAAAAGUAACAGGUGAAAAUGCUCAGGAUGAUGAAAAGCUAGCAUUUGAUGGAACAUUUGGGCCCUUUGCCACCAGGGGUUAUGAUGAUGAUUAUGGUAGCUUGUUCAGUGGCUAUUCAAGUACUCUUUAUGAUGUUGCAAUGGAUGCUGUGACACAAAGCCUUCUGUCAUCCAUAAGAAGUCCCCUUAACCCUAGAAAAAAAUCUCCUGCUUGGAACCAUUUUUUCAUAUCACCACGUGAUAGUACCAAAGCAAUCUGUAUGUACUGUAUGAAAGAGUUCAGUCGGGGUAAAAAUGAGAAAGACCUCAGUACUAGCUGUUUAAUGAGGCAUGUGCGAAGAGCUCACCCCAGUGUUCUUCUGCCAGACAGUGACUCAUUAAAUAAUUUGUCCAAUAAUUCAUCUUUAAUACCUCCCAACAUAUCACCAAACAAUGGAGAUUUGCCUGCAAGCAUGAAGUCCUCAACAGAAAACCAUACUCAACUGUCCUCCUUUCUAGUUGAGGCCACAGACAUGGUGCCCAAAGAGUCUUUACAAAAAGUAAAACCAAAAGGAGAAAAGAGUGUCAAGGGUGACUCUAUUGCUGUUCAGUCCCCACAUUCCUUUAACAACCAUAAUGAGGAUGCUACAGACUUUGGGACUGAAUGCCCUGGAUCAGCCCCUAAGAGCUCAAGUUCUCGGCGGCGUUCAGCAGUGUGGAAACACUUUUAUUUAUCCCCUGCUGACAGCUCAAAAGCAGUGUGUAUUCACUGUAUGAAUGAGUUCAGUCGUGGAAAAAACGGGAAAGACCUGGGGACGAGUUGCCUUAUUCGCCACAUGUGGCGAGCCCAUAGAGACAUAGUCAUUGAUGAAAAUGGGCAGGGCUCAAGCAUUCCUCCGCCUUACACGACUCCACCAACACUGCUUUCACGCACACAGGAUUCCACAGAUGUCAAAAAGGAAUCCCUCUGUACCUCACACAACCCAGAUACCAUAUCAGACAAAAUGCCCAAUGAUGACAGUGAGAACAUGACUCUUGAAGAUGAGAAUGAUGCCACAUAUCAGUCCAGAGAAGAGUCCUCAAUUGAUCAAUGUUUACUGAAAGGGGAAAGCAUACCACUGUCGUCCUCUCCAGAGGAACACACUGAUGGGCACAGCAUAAUAUCUGAAGAUCAAAGCUCAGUUUUUCAACAAAAUAAGAAAAUUAUGAAACGGGUGAAAUCAGAAGUAUGGCAUCAUUUCAUUGUCUCCCCCGUUGACCAACUCAAAGCUUUGUGUCGGUAUUGUCCCUGUGUCAUAAGUCGUGGUAAAAGAGGAGACUUUGGCACAAGCUGUUUAAUGCGACAUUUAAUGCGGCGACAUCCUGAUGUUUUAAAAACCCCAAAAAGCACAAGUGAUAAAGUUUCCUCACCCCAAUCACCCCACUCCAAUCAUGCAGCCGAGGACUUGGCAACAGAUACCCUUGCUGCUGAGAACAAACCCCACACCUUGCCCAUUUUCAGCAAAAAGACUUCAAAACUAUGGAAUCACUUUUCUAUUUCAUCUGCAGACCCAACAAAGGUAGUCUGUUUGCACUGUAGCCGCACAAUUAGCAGGGGAAAAAAGACAACAAAUUUAGGCACUAGCUGCUUAUUUAGGCACAUGCAGAGAUUUCAUGGCCAUGUGCUUGAAAAUAAUAGCAAUAUCUCAGGUGAUGGGCCAUCUGCUGAAACUCAAGUUAAGCAGGAGCUCAUGGACAUUUCUACUUAUCAGGAAAACGCAGAAAAGUUCAGUGAAUGCCACCCAGCUGCCAAAAAAAUCACCAAACUCAUUGCAGAAAUGCUUGCACUGGAUCUUCAGCCAUCAACUGUAGUGGAAAAUGUUGGCCUGAAUCGCUUACUGGAAUACCUCCAGCCACAGUAUUCUUUACCUCCCUCAUCCUAUUUUACCAGCACAGCAAUCCCAGAAAUGUAUGAAAGUGUUAAAGAAGUAGUUCUUACCCACCUCAAGGAAGCUGAAGGUGGAAUCAUUCAUUUCACAACAAGUGUUUGGAUAGGCAGCCAAACUCAAGAGUACUUGAUUCUUACAGCCCACUGGGUGUCAUUUGAGUCUCAAGUUCUGCCUCAGGGGCAAGAUUUCCACUGCUCGGCCCUCCUUGGUGUUGCCUCAAUUGACUGUGACUACAAUAUGCUGAACAUACAGAAGCAGCUUGAAUAUCUUUGGGACACUUGGAUGGGUUCCUCAGGCCUUAAAAUUGGAUUUACUGUAACAGAUAAUCAAACAAUUAGAAAUGUUCUGGAGAGCUGUGACCACACCACCAUGCAGUGUUUUGUCCAUAACAUAGAUCUGAUUGUUAAUGAAGCCAUAAAAAGCCAGAGGAUGGUUCAGAACUUGCUUAGUAUUGCUCGAAAAAUCUGUGAAAGAGUGCAUCGUUCUGCUAAAGCAAAAGAGAAGUUGGCGGAGCUACAAAAAGUAUAUCAGUUACCUGAAAACCAACUGGUUCAAGAUGUUCCAUCGAAGUGGAAAACAUCCUACUUUAUGCUUGAGCGAUUAGUAGAGCAAAAGAAAGCAAUUGAUGAGAUGUCAAUCGAGUGCAAUUUCAGGGAACUGAUAAGUUGUGACCAGUGGGAAGUGAUGGGGUCAGUCUGCAACGCUCUUAAGCCUUUUGUGGUAGCCUGCAGGGAGAUGAGCAAUCGCACUGCAACACUAGGUCAGGUCAUUCCACUCAUUCACAUACUCAACCGAAAGAUAGACAUGCUUUUUGAUGAGACCAUGGGUAUUGACAAUAUGCUCAAGUCUUUAAAAGAGGCAUUGGUGACAAGAAUGUCCCCUACACUUCAUGAUCCCAGGUACAUAUGGGCAACCAUGUUGGACCCGAGGUACAAGACCUCCCUCUUUACUGAGGAAGAAGCGGAGCAGUGUAAGCAUGACCUCAUACAAGAGCUUGAGGUGUCUACAUCUAAUUCUGCAGAGACGAAGACACCUUUGUCAAAUGGAUGCAGUGAAAUACCUGCUUCAUCAAACAGCUUGGCCUCAAACAAAGAGAACCUCUGGUCUCUUAUGGAUGACAUUAGACAGAAAAUCAAGCAAGAGGAGAAACCAAAAUCACUGGAGCUUGCUGUUCUUGAGUAUUUGGAGGAGGACAUUCUUGACCAGAGUUGUGAUCCUUUAGAUUAUUGGAACCUAAAGAAGUUACUGUGGCCAGAUCUUGCCAAAGUAGCUGUACGCUAUGUGGGUUGUCCACCCAGCAUUGUACCAGCAGAUACACUUUUUAGCACAUCAACUGUCAACUGUGCCCUGAAUCAGUCCCGACCAUUGCUAGAAAAUUUCGAAGGACUUCUAUUUUUAAAAGUCAACCUUCCUUUGAUAUAUUUUCAGUACUGAAUAUUGUGUUUUAAUAUUUUCAAGUCUGUUUUAUGCUCUGAACCUCAGCCUUGGACCACUCAAGUUACUUUUUUGAGAAGGCCUAAUUACUUACAAAUCUUUUUUUUUUUCUCUCUCUCUCUCUCUCACUAUUUGUCUCUGAGGUUCAUAUUCAAAAUAUCAUUUGGAUGCUAUUUAACUUGAAUAUUUUUUUUUAGCUGGUUUGAAUAAGAUUGUAAUGAGUACUACUGUUGAGUACACUUGAUAACUGGAGUCUUAUUCCUGGUGAAGUGUUUUCAGGGAGGGAGGGUUAUCUAGCUGUAUGGUUAGUUACUGUUUGUUGCUGUAUUUAGAUUUUAUUUUAUAAAUAUAUUUUGUCUUCUCUCUCCUUGUGCCUUAUACAAACUACUUCAGGUCAACAUGCUGUAAAUAUAAACUGAUGUGCAAAGCAAGUCAUAGUCUUCUGAUUUAAAUGAUUUUAUAAAAUGAAACGUACAUGAUGAAUACUGUUUUAUAUAUAUAUGAUUAUAUACAUGGCCCAAAAUAAAUGCUGUGACAGAUGUUUUAAAUGUAUUUUAUUUAAUUAUUUUGUGAUUUUUGUGGCUUAUGGUACUGUUAGAAUUAUGGUUAUUUUUAUUUUUGUAUUAUUAUUUUAUAAUUUUUUUUGGCAAAUGAUUUUGUAUGUUAAUGUACAUAAUGCUGUACUUUUCAGGUUCAAAUGUUUUGAAAAAUUGUCUUAAGCACAAAUCAGUUUUUAUAUAAAGGGUUAAAUUAUGGGACAUCAAGGAAAUGUACUGUACAAUUUAUAAAUGGUUUCUAAAAUAUAAUUUGAUAGGAAGAAUUCAGACUGGAACAAUUAGUUGUUUUGUGUUCAUUUGUAAAUAAAAUAUUACACUUUGAAAC
Danio rerio (zebrafish) is the source of this 4980-nucleotide messenger RNA. NCBI's taxonomy places the organism in Eukaryota, Metazoa, Chordata, Actinopteri, Cypriniformes, Danionidae. The record is from RefSeq and is a predicted model, not a curated record.